AAAAGAAACAGAAGUCAUCUAUUGUGUUAGAAGAUGGGACAACCAUCAAGAUUUGCCUUGAAUGAAGUAGUGACCAAGGGGUACACAUUCGUAUGUUCUGUUUCUUGAUUGGGAUGCUAGUUACAUGUGUUCAGUGCAUGAAAAAUUAUUGAGCCGUGCCCUAAGCUGUUAUGCAUUUUUCUGCAUGUAUGUUACACUUCAAUGUUUAAAAAGAAUAUAUUCCCAAACAUCGUCCCAUUUUCCAGCAGAGCCCUGCAGUGUAUUCAGUGUGGGUGAGGCUGUGAUUUGCCUUGGUCUCCUUGCCAGCUAAGCUGGAGAGUCAGAUCUAGAACUCGUGUGACUGGAUGGCUUUUCCACUACUUCAUUCUGACUUCUCGCCUAUCACUGUAUCAGAUUAGAGAAAGUUUCCGUGGUACUAGUUUUUGAUUUGCUGAAUGAAAAUUCUAAUUAAUAAAUUCACAAAGAUCUAAUGCUAUCCUGAAAUGCUCCUAGUAGAGACAUGUUCUAGCAACAAAAUAGUUUGAUUUUAUUUCUGCAUAUAGUGUGUUUUCGUGUCAUUUAAUGUAGUAUGUCAUUUUGGCAGCAGUGCUGGUUGUCAUGAUUCAAGUGCCAGUGUGUUAAAGAUAUUCCUGGAAGGCAAUUUAUUUUAACAGUGCUUAGUGGUGUGAUAUUAGGAACAUUCAAUUUUGGCAAGGUUUCAGAGAGGCAUUUGUCGGGAAAUCUGUUAUAAUGAGUAUAGUCUGUCCUUCUCAAUAAGCUAUGAAGUAGUCUAUUGUUUAAAAUUUAGAUUCCGGUUCUAGCUCUGCUACCAGCUAGUUACAUGAGCUUAAGCAAGUCGUUUAUUUACACACAUUCCCACUACCUGAAAGUCAAAUAAAUAUGUUAAUAUUACCCCUAUGCAUGAAACACAUGCUUUGCCUCUAUAAUGCAGCCAGGGGCAGCAGCAAUAUGCUUUUAGAAAUGGAGCCAUUAGGUAAGGUGUUAAAUUUUGGAGAUAGACAAAUUUCAGCUUUGCUGUUACUGGCAGUGUCGCCUUGAGCUACUUCAGUGUAAAGGGGCCGUUGCCAAGCUGCCCCCAUGUGCUUGGCACACAGUAAAAACUUAAUACAUGCAGUUACAGGGAUGAUGAUAAUUAUGAUUUGUUAAAUGUCUUCCUCAUUGUUUUCUAAGGUUCUGAGCAAAUGAUUGCUGUUGAGGGAUUACGUAACGUGGUUACUUGGUGAUGAUAUUCAGGGGCAAAUGUGACCUCUAAAGAAAUAAAUAUGAGAACAUAUAAAAUUCUUCCUAUGUGCAACCCCUAAUGUUGAAUUUUUGUUUUAAAUAUUCAAAUAUGUAGUGAAGUGUAGAGAGUAAGAAAAUGAACCACUCUACGCUGGCUGUCCAGAUUUAAUAAUCUCAGUAUUUUGCCACACUUGCUUCUGCUGUUUGAAAGAAACAAAGCAUUGCAAUUACACUGGAAGUUUCCUGUCCCCAAACCUGUGUAUCUUCACCCCUCCUGAGACGUAAGUGCUGUGCUGUCGGUUUCAUUUUCAGCAGUGUUGUUGCAUUUUAACCUGAUGUGUGUGUGUGUGUGUAUAUCUGAAGGCAAACAUUACAUAAAUGAUGUAUGGUAUGUAUCAUCCUGCACCCUGUUCUUUUGAUUCAAAUAUAUUUUAUAGAGUUAUCUGUGAUAGAAUAUAUAUCACUGUAACUCAUUUAAGUGCUGUAUAAUAUUCCAUUUUUAAAUAUAUCACAAUUUAUUUAUUCAUUUUCCUAUUGAUGGGUGUUUGGGUAUUAUCAUAUAUUUCUUGUUACAGACAAAAGCCACGAUAAACAUUGUACCUUUUGCACAUGUGCUAGAGGUUUUCUAUCUAUCUAGAAACAGCCAGGUUCUAGGCAUGCAUAGUUCCAGCCUUACUCAGCUUUAUUAGAUAUUCCCAAGUGCUUCAUCAAGUAGGUGUACCAAUUUUCACCUCCUCAGCAGGAUGUGAGAACUCCUGGUGCUUGCAUCACACUCACUUCAACACUUGGUGAGGCUUACUUUUACCAGUCAUAUUCCUGGGUAGAGGAGGAUAUUUACGUUUAAUAUGCAUUUCUCUGCUUUCUAGUAAUAGUGUGUUUCUUUUCCUGUAUUUAUUAUUUUUCCUUUUUCUAAGUGUUGCCUGUAUUCUUUUACAGUUAUUUUGCCCUGUACAUAACUGAAAGAUCAUGUAUUGUAGCUAUCACAGUUAAAUCAGUGUCAUUGGGAGGAGUAGACAAAUUAAUGCACAUACAAUGCUUAAUGUACUCUCUGUCCUAUAGUAAGAAGAAGUUAAUAUUGCUGACACCCCUGGAAUGCCCAAUAAUGACAUCAACAAUAAAGAUACUUAUCAGUGGAACAGAACUUCAGACCUGGGCAACCAUUCUACAUUCCUCUUACAUUGUAGCCGUGCAGUUGGAUGUGAAAAAUUUCACUCAGUGGAGCUAGCAAUGUCAGGGCGUAGCUUAUGUCCUGUGUCAAGAAGGAGCAGGAUGGAGGAGGCGGAUGACCUGGUUCAGUCACAGACUACUCCUUCCUUCGGAAUAGGGUGAUCUAAUGAAGGUGGAUCAGUAGGAGCAGCGCACGCACCCUAUCUUCUCCCUGUUGCUGACUGUACAUGAUUGUUGUGCUAUGCCUUGUAUGACUAAGACCUCUUACCAAGAAUACCUGUCAGACCAUAAAACCACUGCCAAGGAGUGCAGGGGUGGCAAUGAAACAGCCCAACAGGAAAAGGAAGCUUAAUAUGGAUUCCAAAGAGCGUUUGGAUCAGGACGGAUGCUUGGAAUCUUUGAAGUCACUUGUCCAUUCUAUGAAGGAGCAAGCUGAAGAAGAAAAGAAGCCCAAGGAUGGCACAAUCCCUUUGAGUCACGCCCCUUCAGCGGCUGCACAGGGAGCAUGGUCUUGGGAGUGGUACUUGAAAGAACAGAAGGCUGUCGCAGCACCUGUUGAGCUGUUUUCCAAGGAUCAGUCCUUUCCCGAGCAUGAAAAUGGUUUUCAAAUUGGAAUGAGAUUAGAAGGCAUUGAUCCCCGACAUCCAUCGGUAUUCUGUGUGCUUUCUGUAGCGGAGGUUUGUGGUUACCGUCUAAGACUUCAUUUUGAUGGUUAUUUAAGUUGCUAUGAUUUUUGGACCAAUGCUGGUUCCCCUGACAUUCAUCCAGUAGGAUGGUGUGAAAAGACCAAACAUGAAUUGCACAUCCCUAAGGGUUAUAGAAAAGAUAAGUUUGUUUGGAUGGAUUACCUGAAGGCCUGCAAAUUGCAAAAUGCUCCAAAGAAAUUAUUCAGAAACAGAAGCCUUAAUGGGCCAAUGCCUAAAGAAUUUCAGGUUGGAAUGAAGCUGGAGGCCGUCGACAGGAAGAACCCUUCCUUGGUGUGUGUGGCGACCAUAGCAGAUAUUGUUGAAGAUCGCUUACUAGUGCAUUUUGACAACUGGGAUGAUAGUUACGAUUACUGGUGUGAUGUUAAUAGCCCUUACGUCCAGCCAGUUGGUUGGUGUCAGGAGAAUGGAAGAACUCUGAUAGCACCCCAAGGUUAUCCCAAUCCAGAAAAGUUUUCCUGGACAGAAUACCUGGAAGCUACUCAAACCAAUGCAGUCCCUGCCAAAGUUUUUAAAAUGAGGUUGCCUCAUGGUUUUCUGCCAAAUAUGAAACUUGAAGUUGUGGAUAAACGGAACCCCAGGUUAAUUCGUGUUGCUACGAUUGUAGAUGUUGAUGACCAAAGAAUAAAGGUUCAUUUUGAUGGUUGGGACCAUAAGUAUGACUACUGGGUGGAGGCAGACAGCCCUGACAUCCACCCGAUCGGAUGGUGUGAUGUCACAGGGCAUCCACUGGAAGUGCCGCAGCGAACGAAUGACCUGAAGAUCCUUCCAGGUCAAGCUGUCUGUCCUACUCCUGGGUGCCGAGGAAUAGGCCAUAUCCGUGGUCCACGUUAUUCAGGACAUCACAGUGCUUUUGGCUGCCCGUAUUCAGACAUGAACUUGAAAAAGGAGGCAACACUUCAUGAUCGUUUGAGAGAACAAACACAGGCAAAUUUGGAAUCAGACUCUUCACAUUCGAAAUCAAAAAACCUCUGUAGUUUGAACUUCAAUGGAAAACAUGAAAAGGUGAACAGUCAACCCAGACUUGUACAGCAGGCAAAGUGUUUGAAAAUCAAAGGAAAAGAAGAUAUUGACUUGGAUAAUCUCUUCAGAGAAUCCUCAGCGGAGCAGGCGCAGCAGGCACUUCACCAGUCAGUGUUCAUGUCCACGGUGUCAGCCCACCCUUUUCGGGACCUUCCCCGCGGCAGGGAGCAACACUGCAAGCUGCUUCCAGGCGUGGCUGACAUCCGGGCCAGCCAAGUGGCACGAUGGACUGUGGAUGAGGUGGCUGAGUUUGUGCAGUCUCUUCUGGGCUGUGAAGAACAUGCCAAGUGCUUUAAGAAAGAGCAGAUUGAUGGCAAAGCCUUCCUGCUUCUGACACAGACAGACAUUGUCAAAGUGAUGAAGAUCAAACUGGGCCCAGCACUGAAAAUUUACAAUUCUAUCCUGAUGUUCAGGAAUUCCCAGGACCUCCCUGAAGAAGAUACUGUCUCAGGCCAAGAAGUCAAGGGAUGAUUGCGCUCCCUGAACCCCUCUGGCACCAGGAGCUGCGCUCUUUCAGCAAUAAAAGUGGAGCACAUUAAUUUGAUGUGAAUGUCCAAUGGCCAUAUCCACAUUGAAUCUGGACUUUUUAAAGUGUCUGUGAUUUGUUUACAUGUUUAGAGGAUUUUGAUGACUGGUCCAGUGCCAAUGAUUCAGAGGCUUAGGCCCAUCUGUGGGUCUGGUUUAUGAACAUUGUUAUCUUUGGUGGGAUCCGUUCAGCUCUAAUGUGUUUGCAAGACAGACCAAAGAAGCCCACACAUCCACCUUUAUUCUUCUCCGUCACCAGAAAAGAAACCAUUUUCCAUUUACAAGCAUAACACUGUCAAGCGGUAAAAUAUUAGAAAAGCAGCGUUCACGAAUACAUUGUUAAUGUUUUUACCAGAACAACGUCGAGCUUGGCUCAGAUCUGCCAUGGAGCACAGCUAGUCUAAGACCUAGAGGCCUGGUGCUUUCAAAAGACUUCACGUGAGAUUUUUGUGUACUUUACUCAGGAAAGUGUGAAUCUCUAAAAAAUAAGAAGAAGAAGCACAUGUUUUCAUGAUUCAUUCAUUCUCCUUUUUGUUCCAUUAUCCAUUUCUUGGUUGUGCUCCCAAGGUUUCCUGGAGCCUCCACAAAGGAGUGUGACCAGGAUUAACAAGAGGACGGCGAGGUGCGCACUUCCGAAAGCUGGAGAGACCCUUCUGAGGACCCUCCACCAUCAGCGGGGCCUCAGGGGACCCUGUCCUAACACUGGUGUGGCUGGUGGGCCAGACCCUCACCUGCACAGAACUCCUCCCUGCUCCCACUCUGAAGGGCAUUUCAGGACUGACUGAUUUCCACCACGGUCUGCCAGAACCCCUGUAACAAGGAGCUGUGUUAUAUUACAUCUGGGGCUGUGUGCAUCUUUAAAAACGGAGACACACUGUUCAAAGGGAAGAUCUCUAAAGUAGGGAGCGUGGUACCUAUUCUUUGUUUGAAACAUUCCGAUUUGUUGUCAGGCUUUAUUUGUGUUUUGUAAGUGAUUGUAUCCGAGGCUUAAAUUGUGUGGAAUCAGUCCCACAGUUUUGAAAGACAAGUACCUCUUUUCUGACACUUGUUACUACUUUUACAGGUAGGAACAGCUAUAAAUGCUCUCCCGGCAGUGGAGAGCCACCAUCUGUGGGUGGAGAGAAAGAGGGAAUAGAUUCUAAAAAGAGGUUCUAUGUCCACUUGCUUCAUUAAGAAUGUUAAGGUUUAAGAAAGUUGAUUCUGCUUGGAGAAUUUCUCAAGCUUUACAUUUUUUUUUUCACUGAAGAAAAUAAACUCUAAGAUGUGUGCAUAUAUAACAUUUCUUUAGAUCCUUACCUAAAUGAAAUUUUAAUAUAUUAUUGGUUGAUGUAAAUUUUGUUUCUGUGGAGUUUUGUUUGUUGUUUUGCUUUUUGUAGACUGCCAUGUGCAGUUAAAAUUCCUGCUUCUGCCAUGUUAAAAUUUUAAUAUAUUUUAAAUGAUAAUAAAGAGAGAAAACAAAAUUUAUACGUCA
Molecule: messenger RNA, 6111 nt
Organism: Cercocebus atys (sooty mangabey)
Lineage: Eukaryota; Metazoa; Chordata; Mammalia; Primates; Cercopithecidae
Gene: L3MBTL4
Product: l(3)mbt-like 4 (Drosophila)
Exons: 21
Coding region: 2709-4586 (625 amino acids)
Biological process (GO): regulation of DNA-templated transcription
Cellular component (GO): nucleus
Molecular function (GO): protein binding; zinc ion binding
Source: RefSeq, a predicted model, not a curated record